Messenger RNA from Spinacia oleracea (spinach), 1173 nucleotides. RefSeq lists its product as uncharacterized. Gene Ontology annotation, biological process: DNA transposition. Gene Ontology annotation, molecular function: DNA binding; transposase activity. Bases 1 to 1173 code for a protein of 390 amino acids. The record is from RefSeq and is a predicted model, not a curated record. NCBI's taxonomy places the organism in Eukaryota, Viridiplantae, Streptophyta, Magnoliopsida, Caryophyllales, Amaranthaceae. The transcript has 4 exons.
AUGGGUGCUCAAUGUUCCUUCGCGGUAUCAGUUUGCAGACAUUUUCACGAAAGGCCUUCUAGUCUUAAUGAACUUUCCAUCAAACUUGUGGAGAUAAGGAAAGUUGAAACUCAUGAACGGAUCUUCUUGCUUUUGAAGUUGGUGUUGACUCUCCCUGUUGCAAUGGAAAGUGUAGAAAGAGUAUUUUCUGGAAUGACGCAAUUGGGGUUCGGGCUUAGUGUUGAGAGGGCUGACAAUAGGAGGUACACAGCAGUGUGUGCAGUGGAGUCAUAUGACUGGAGGAUACAUGCCAGUAGGUUGUUUGACAAUGUUAGCUGGGCAAUUAAGGUGAUCAAUGGGUCCCACAGAACUUGUGGGAGACUUGAAGAGAAUCCAAUGGUGACCUCUGAGUGGUUGUCUAAGCACAUGUUGGGGGAAAUAGAGGCCAAUCCAGAGAUUCCAGUGGAGACAUUGAGGAGGUAUGCACAGGAGAAGUUUCAGUUGAGGGUGAAGAAGAGGUUAUUGUACAAGGUUAGGAGUAUGGCCAAGGAGAAGUUGCAUGGUGGUUGGGCUGAAGCAUAUGAGUUGCUGCCUAGAUAUGCCGAGAUGAUUAAGCAAACAAACCCAGGGAGUUAUGCACUUAUAACAUGGGGGGCCAGUAGUGGGGAUGUGAACCCUAAAUUCAGAGCUUGCUUCUUCUCUUUUGCUGCACAAGUCAGAGGGAUUCUAAGGGGUUGUAGGCCCAUAAUUAGAAUAGAUGGGGAUCAUUUAAGUGGUUUCUACAAGGCCAUUCUACUGACAGCAGUUGGCAUAGAUGGGAACAAUGAAAUAUUUGUUCUAGCCUAUGGGCUAGUAGACACUGAGAGCUGUGACAGUUGGACCUACUUCAUGAGAUGCUUGAGGCAAAUGUUUGAGCAGGAGGGUUGCAACAGAGAUGAUUGGACCUUCAUCAGUGAUAGGAAGAAGGGUGUUGAGUUGGCAGUUAGAGAAACUUUUCCUAGAGCAACUAGGAGAGUUUGCUGCCAACACCUAUACAUGAAUUGUAAGAACAAUGGCUUCAGUGGAUCUGCAUUCCACAAGCUCUUUUGGAUAGCUUCUAAUGCAUACAAUAUUGUGUUUGGUAAGGCCAUGGUGAAGAUCACUGAGUAUAAUGCAAAUGACACUGCAUACUUGAACAGCUGCAUUAAGCAGUAG